Molecule: messenger RNA, 1072 nt
Organism: Didymodactylos carnosus
Lineage: Eukaryota; Metazoa; Rotifera; Eurotatoria; Philodinida; Philodinidae
Source: the annotation of a GenBank genome assembly
GAUAUGUCGAUGGUCGGAUUACUCAGCUUUUUGUUUUGCAAUCAGUGUACUACAUAUGUAAAACAUAUACUUCACAAAUUUACAAAGUAUUUAUCCAUAUCAAGUCAAUAUAUUGAGCAAUAAUAGAUCAAUAUAUUGGUAAAUAUUGCUUUCUGUAAAUAUAUUAUACAUAUAUAUUGUUUUUUGUCAGCCCGACAUAUCGGAUACGAUAUCUAGUCGCUAUUAUCCAUUUCUGAAAAUAAGAUGGGUGUAUUGAACAAGGAAAUUGCUACAAGGAACUCUAAAAUCUCGUGGGGACAGCAUAAUACUUGUUACACCAUGCAGAAUUCUCAUCUCAAUACAUUAUCCCAUGACGUAGAUACAAAUGUUUCUAUAAUAUCAUAGUAUGUUCUAGAUUGUGCAUAAUUCUCAUACAAAACAGUAUAAUUCUCGUGUACGUGGCAAAAUUGACAUAUCGGAGUUUUACUGCCACCCAAAAAUAAAUUAUGCACUUUUUUAAGCAAAAUUUUCGUUUGAUGAUUUACCGAAAACAAAGAAACAAAAAUUGAAAAUGGCACAUUCUGCCAAGAAACUCAAACUAAUGUCGAACAAUAACCGUAAUCAGCCCCACAUUACAACAACGUCUCCAGCAGUUAAUCGUUUAGCUAAGAAAGCUGUUGUCUGAUCAGAAGUCGUCAACGAAGAAAUGAUCAAGAAAAUUGUGCAAUCGGUAGUACAUUCCGCAGCCACACAAUUUAGCAACGAUAUUCAAAAAACACAGAAACAAAUUGUAGCGUCGCUCAAGAAACACGAUCAAAUGUUUCAGUUGUUGUUUAAGAACUAAGUUAAGGUGCAGAAAGCCUUUGGUCAUCGUCAUGUAUGUUUUUUAUCUUGCUUAGGUUUUCUCUAAUCCGAUGGUUUUGUUUACGUUCAUAGCCCAUUACAAAUGCCAGAAGAAGAACAACAAGGAGGAGCGACGGCAGAAAUAGAGAAACAGUUUGAGACAGCUGGGAUAUGUGAACGUAGAGGUGAACAAAUAAAUUUGUUAUCUAUCACGACUGAUCCAAAUUUUAUGAAUUGGUACGUGACAUGA